AUGUCCACCACCCCCGACCCAAUCAAAGACAGCAAAUCACCCGCCCCAGGGGGGCCCAACACCCUGAGCGAGAAGGAGAAGAAUCUCAUCGCCACCAUCGUCACGCACUGCCUCAAAUCCGGCCCGCUGGAGAUCGACUCCAAGAAGCUGGUGAAGUAUGGCGAGUUCAACACCAUGAAGACGGCGCAGAACACGUGGGGCAAGCUUAAGGCGAAGAUUGCUGCUAUGAACGAUGAUGGGGAUGUUGAGGGGAAGGAUGGCGCUGAUACUCCCAAGACGCCCAAGACGCCCAAAGCUGCCGCAGGAGGUGCCACGCCGGCCUCCAAGAAGCGCGGGAAAAAGACCGACGACGAUGAGGAGGGCGGAGAUGGCGGCGCCAGUCCAAAGAAGAAGACUCGCAAGUCUCCCGCGAAGAAAGGGGGCAAAAAGGCUGGUACCGCAGUCGAAGACGCCGAUGACGAUGUGAAGGUUGAAGCGGCCGAGGAGGAUGACGACUGA
Molecule: messenger RNA, 498 nt
Organism: Neohortaea acidophila
Lineage: Eukaryota; Fungi; Ascomycota; Dothideomycetes; Mycosphaerellales; Teratosphaeriaceae
Exons: 2
Coding region: 1-498 (165 amino acids)
Source: RefSeq, a predicted model, not a curated record